UAGCUUUCCCUGAAUUUAUUCUCCACAUUUCAUUGCCGUUUCAUUUGUUUAAGACUCAUUAAUUGUUUUCUCUUUUCUUUGUUAGUUCUUCUCAAACAUGUCUUUAUAAAGGUGCCUUUCUUGUCCAGAGAAUGGCCUUUUAUUCUCUCAGGUGUGUAGGUGGAGCGAUGUGGGAUCAGGUGUUGGAUCGCUCUUUAAAAGCAUGUGUUAGUCUCAAUAGUUCAGUAACUGCAUUCACUGGAGCGUCACACCUGCAAAUGGAGUGGCUUCAAGUCUUUGGAGUCCUGGGAUGUUUACUACUCUGCAGUGGAACUCUAACCUCGCCAAGCCCAGCACAGAAUCCCUCCUAUCUCAUAUCAGUCUCUGAAGUCCUGCGCUGUGGCGUCCCGACUACUUUAUCAGUCACCGUUCUGGCAGAGUAUCCCAUCAAGGUCACGGCUGAACUCAUCCAUGGAAACAGCAGUGUGGCCCAAACAGAGAGCACCAUCCCAGCAGGCUCUACCAGACUGCUGGCUCUUCCGCCUGUCUUUUCUGAUGACAUGAGUUACUGGUAUCCAUAUCAGCUGGAUGUUAAGGGAUUUGUUGGAGCUAAUCAAGUGUUUUCCAACUCCACCACGAUGGUCUUCAGCCCCAAGUGCAUGUCCAUCUUUAUCCAGACCGACAAGAACAACUACCAACCAGGGCAGACGGUGAAAUUUCGGGUUGUAUUGGUUACACCUGAAGGAAAGCCGUCCGAGGGUCAGAUCGAUAUUUUUAUCAGGGAUCCCAAGGGGAAUAUGAUUCGACAGUGGCUGUCUGUGGACGGCUUUCUAGGUGUUGUUUCGAAAGAGCUGAACCUCUCUCAGAACCCGCCGCUCGGCCCGUGGAAAAUUGUAGCUGGAAUCAAAGAUGUUGUACACGAGAGAGAGUUCACUGUGGACAACUAUGCGCUGCCUAAAUUCGAGGUGAACGUGGACGUCCCCUCCGUCCUGCAUUAUGAAGACAUACUGACCGGGACGGUCACAGCCAAAUAUUUUCAUGGGAAGCCCGUCAGUGGGAUGAUGUCUGUCACAUAUUUCCACUUUUUCAAUGGACUUAAUAAGCAUUACCAACUGAAAGAAACAAUUGACGGUUCUGCUGCCAUCACGUUUGAUGUGCCGCACUCCAAACGGUUAGGUGACCACACAUACUCAUAUUACGAUGAAUAUGGGCCCAGUGAAUAUGUGGACAUUAGUGUGAAUGUCACAGAUGUUACAGGGUUAACCUACAACAGCAGCGCGAGGGUUUCUAUAGUGAUGAAUAAAUACAAUCUGGAGUUUCUGCAGCAUCCACAGAUCAUAAAACCCUCCAUGACCUUCACUGCUCAGCUGAAGUUAAGCACCUAUGACAGCCAGCCACUUACAGCUGAAGAGCAGAGCGGAAGUGUGCGGCUGGCAGUGACCCAGAGCAAGUUCAGCCCCUGGACGUGGACGUGGGACAACAACGAAUCCCUGGCACCUCGGAUGAUGAACGACACACCAAGCUUCUCUUCCAUUUACGAUAUUCCAGUUGAAAAUAUCGAUCUUCCUGUUACUGCUGAUGGUGUGAUGUCUUUCCAGAUUCACCUCUCUGACAGCGUUGCCACACUCAAUAUAGAGGCCCGGUUUAAAGAUGCAGUCCAGGGUCUUCAGCUCUACAGAAGUUAUUCUUCACCAAGCAGUUCCUACAUACAGCUUCACAGAGACAGUGAGCCUCAGGUUGGACAGCCGCUGUAUUUGACUUUGGAGAGCAGUUUUAACCUGGCAGAAUUUCACUACCUUGUGAUGUCCCGCGGUCGGGUGGUGGAUGCUGGGACGGUACAUUCCUCCUCCUUCAGUCUGAACACAAAUCACUCUUGGACUCCAGAGGCCUGUGUGAUGGUGUACCACACACUUCCAGACGGAGAGAUCGUGAAUGAUGCUCUGCAAGUUACUUUCACACAAGUCCUGAGAAACACAGUAUCUCUGAGCUGGAGUCAGGAUCAUGCCAAACCAGCAGAUUCUGUCUUUCUCUCUGUUUCUGUAUCCGAGGCUGGAUCUCUGCUGGGAAUUCUGGUGGUGGACAAAGCAGCAUUGGACUCCAGCAAAGACAAUGGCAUCACAGAGAAGACGGUGCUGGAAGAAUUUAUGUCGUAUAGCAGAGAGAUGACCCAUACGGAUUACAGCAGCAUGAAAAUGGGAGAUCCGUAUUCCAUAUUCAUGACAUGCGGCGUCACGGUUCUGACUGAUGCCAUGCCGAAUCAGGAAAUUGAUCAGUUUUUCCCAGCGUUUCCAGGGGCGGACGUCUAUCGGAAUCAGCUGGACAGCGAGGCUUUUCAGGAGCCCAGAAAGAGAAAAGACUUUCCUGAAACCUGGAUCUGGCUGGAUGCUAAUGUGAGUAAUUCUGUCUCAGAUUCCUUCCAGUUCACUGUGCCGGACAGCUUGACCUCUUGGGUGGCCUUUGCCAUCGUGAUGUCAGAAAAUCUGGGUUUGGGCAUCAGCGCUCCUGCAGAGCUUACUGUGUUCCGAGAUUUCUUUGUGUCACUGAAUCUCCCGGCAUUCCUGAUCCGUGGAGAACUGCUACUGCUGGAAGUCAAUUUAUUCAACUAUAUGGAUGUAGAUUUGGAGGUGAUGGUGGUGGUUGCAGAAAGUUGGAUGUUUGAGUUUGUGUCACCAGACAAUGGAGGAUUUUCCUUGGACAACGUGAGGAAAGCCUCGGUGUUGAGUAACAACAUCACAACACUUCUGUUCCCCAUCAGAGCCACAGUGCUGGGAGAGAUUCCGAUCUCUGUCAAAGCCACGUCCGUCUACUCUUCAGACUGGGUCUACAAGACGGUUCUUGUCAAGCCAGAGGGACUGGAGCAGUCGUUCACUCAAACCUUGUUUCUGGAGUUUCAACUGAAUCAGAAAACGCUGACUAGGACAAUGUCAUUUAGUUUUCCUCCAAAUGUGGUUCCUGACAGUCAAAGGGCCAGCAUUUCUGCUGUGGGUGACAUUCUGGGCCCGUCCAUUGACAAUCUGGACUCUCUCGUUGAGAUGCCUUAUGGUUGUGGAGAGCAGAACAUGAUCCAUUUUGCUCCGAAUAUUUAUGUUCUCCAGUACAUGAGAAGCACCAAGCAGAGCGAUGAACAGACCAGAAACAAAGCUAUGAGCUCCAUGAUGGAAGCUUAUGAACGUGAGCUUUCUUACCAAAGGAUUGAUGGCUCCUUCAGUGCUUUUGGAGACAGUGAUGAUUCUGGCAGCACAUGGCUGUCAGCGUUCGUGCUCAGGUGUUUCCUCCAGGCUCAGGACUUCAUUUCCAUUGACCGGAUGGUGAUGCAGAGGAUGGCAUAUUGGCUGCUGGCCCAUCAGAACUCUGACGGUUCGUUCAAUGAGCCGGGUCGGGUCAUCCACACAGAGCUCCAGGGAGGACUGGAUGGGCCGGUGUCUCUCACAGCGUACGUCCUCAUAGCGCUUCUGGAGGACGCUGAAUACAGGAGUGCAUAUGAAGGCAGCAUUUCUUCUGCCGUGAGUUACCUGACAUCUCGACUGGCUCAGGGAAUCUCCAGUAACUACAGCCUGUCUUUAGUCACCUAUGCUCUGUCACUGGCCAACAGCACCGCCGCCCCAUCUGCCCUCACCGAGCUGUUGAACAGAGCACUAAUUGUUGAUGGAGUGCCAACCUGGAGAUCUCCAGCCAACGUCCUAUAUAAUUCCUGGCAGCCAAGUUCAUCAGAUAUUGAGAUAUCGGCCUACAUACUGCUCGCCAUGCACAGACUCCGACUAAUGGAUGAAGGAUUCACUCUGAUGAAGUGGCUCAGUAAGCAAAGAAACCAUCAAGGGGGAUACGGAUCCACUCAGGAUACAGUGAUGGCGUUGCAUGCACUGUCAAUCUACGCCACCUUCAGCAACGCAGAGUCCAUAGAUCUCAGCAUCACUGUGAACAGUGCCUCCGGUGCUGCCGCCACAUUCAACAUAGACAGAUACAAUUACCUGCUCCAACAGAGCCAAGACCUGCCCAUUGAAGCAGAAGAGGAGGUUGAUAUUGAGGUGGUGGCAGAGGGUAAAGGCUUUGCUCUGUUUCAGCUUAGUGUGUUCUACAAUGUGAUGAACCUGAGAACAUCGCUCAGACGACGUGACAUGCACACGAACGAGGCCUUUGAUUUAUAUAUAGACGUGAUGGACAAUGAGGAGUUCAGUGUAAACCUUUACAUAUGUUUCAGGCUGAGGGAGAACCAGGGCCUGAGACAGACGGGUAUGGCCAUACUGGACGUGGGUUUACUCUCGGGGUUCAGUUUGGCCCAGAACGGUGUCCAGCUAGAUGAUAUAGUCAGACGAGUAGAAACGCCUUCAGGACGAGUUAUACUGUAUUUAGACACGGUGACCACAGUGGAAAGGUGCAGUGAAAUAUCCACCAUCCAGGAAUUUAAGGUGACCAAUAUCCAAGAUGCUGUGGUCAUGAUCUACGAUUACUAUGAGACCCAACGGAGGACAGUGCGGUCCUACACAUCUGAGACAAGACGGGACAUGUCUGUGUGUUCGCUAUGUGGGCCGGAUUGUGCCCAGUGUGGGGUUCAAGACAUCUGGCUGACUGACAGGACGACGUCCAUUAACCAACAUCCACUUCUGGCUCUAAGUUUGACCACAGCACUCAUCAUCCUCCUGUCAAUCUACAACUAGUGUUUUUUUCCUAAAUCAAAACCAUUGUAAUCAGUAACACAAUAUCACAAGCAAAAUGAAUGUGUAAAUUGUUUUAAAAAUUGCUUCUGUAAAUGUGAAAAAAUUCUGUGUAAAUUUACUGUUUGAAAAUUGGUUCAUUUAGUUCAGUGCAACAAUGAAUACUUUUACAAACAUUAAUUUA
This is a messenger RNA of Cyprinus carpio (common carp), 4815 nucleotides long. Its product is annotated as CD109 antigen-like. Lineage: Eukaryota; Metazoa; Chordata; Actinopteri; Cypriniformes; Cyprinidae. Gene Ontology annotation, molecular function: endopeptidase inhibitor activity. The record is from RefSeq and is a predicted model, not a curated record. Gene Ontology annotation, cellular component: extracellular region.